AUGAUGGAACAAAAAAUUAUGUUUUUAUUUAUUAAAAUUUCAACUUUUAUGCUUUUGCCUUGGAUGUGUCACUUUUACAAUUACAUGAGCCAUUUUAAUAAAAAUUCGAAUAAAAAAUACGAUAUUCAUCGAAAAUUAAUUACAAGAAAUUAUCGGUUAUUAACAGAAUAUGAUCAGGAUAAGAAUUCAUGUGUUGCAUAUAUAAAAGAAGAAAUGCCAAACAAUAAAAUGAAAAAGAAAAAAUAUAUAUCUAAUAAUAAUAAAGGAACAAAUGGAAAACACAAACAUUCAUGUAGAUGCUCGUUAUAUAAUGAGGAAUACGGUAAAAAUGUUGAGAAAAAUAAUAUUGGUGUACCUAAAACAAAAAAAUAUUUUGAUUUUGAAAAAAAAAUAUUUAAAGAACUAGAAUAUGAAAAUUACCUUAAAAACAUCAAGACAAUUGAACAUAAGGAAUAUAAAAAAAUGGCACAUAAAAAACGCAGAAUACUAAUUGCUUUAUUUUUGUUAUUUAUCUUGGUGUUGAUAUUACCCAUAUUAGAUCUUUCAUUGGAGAAAUUUAGAGGGGGUGGUUUGUUGGGUUUAUUAAACUUAGUAUACCCAAAGACAUCUACAGGAGGUGCUGUUAGUACUGAUUUAGAAGGGGUUUUGGCUACAUCAUUAAGCGCGGGUGGAUGGAAUUCAAUAAAAAUAAUGUUUAUAUCACCCAUAUUGAUUUAUUGCAUACCUUUCCUUAUAUUUGUUGUCAUAUUUAUAUUAGGGAUGGUUUAUUACUAUAAAAAAGUUAUAAAAUAUGAAAAUGCGAAGUUCAGAAAAUGA
Molecule: messenger RNA, 816 nt
Organism: Plasmodium malariae
Lineage: Eukaryota; Apicomplexa; Aconoidasida; Haemosporida; Plasmodiidae
Product: fam-l protein
Exons: 2
Coding region: 1-816 (271 amino acids)
Source: RefSeq, a predicted model, not a curated record